Molecule: messenger RNA, 2673 nt
Organism: Scleropages formosus (Asian bonytongue)
Lineage: Eukaryota; Metazoa; Chordata; Actinopteri; Osteoglossiformes; Osteoglossidae
Product: protein kinase C theta type-like
Exons: 19
Coding region: 229-2382 (717 amino acids)
Biological process (GO): protein phosphorylation
Molecular function (GO): diacylglycerol-dependent serine/threonine kinase activity; ATP binding
Source: RefSeq, a predicted model, not a curated record
AUAUUUUUGAUUUUAUUACAUAUAUCUUAAUCUAUCUCAGUACAUUUACAGCCUUGAACAGUGACGAAUAUUCAAUAAGGUACAGUGAGCCUGGGUUUGAAUGACCUUUAAGUGACUUCCUUUGAUCACUUGGAAAGUCACUCUCAGUAUCUCAAAAUUUCUCUUGACGUUCUUCAAUCAAAUGGCUAAUUCUUGGACCUCUGGAGUCACCAGGUCCACAAGGACAUAAUGGCACCUGUCCUGAGAAUUGGCUUCUCCAACUUUGAGAUGGACCCCGGCCUGGCAUACCACGAGGAAGUCCUGAGCCCAUAUUGUGCUGUGUACAUGAAGGAAGUUGUGGAGACAGAGAAGGGGCAGCUAUACAAGCAGAAGAAGCCAACCAUGUACCCCUCUUGGAAUACAACAUUUGAUGUGCAUGUCUACAAAGGCCGUUUGAUGCAUGUGGUGGUAAAGGAUGAGACGGCAGAGCUCAAGUCUGAAACAACUGUACAACUGGACUCUCUCACCACAAGGUGCAAAAAGGAGAAUGGCAAACUGGAGAUCUGGGUGGAUCUGAAACCAAUGGGGCGUCUGCUCAUGGAGGCAAGAUACCUUCUGGAUAAGAGUGAUGACAAGGGUCAAAGCGAAGGUGAGGGCGAGAGCGAGGCUGACGGGGAAAAAGAAGGUCGUUUUGCCUUGCACCAACGUCGAGGUGCCAUCAAGCAGGCCAAAGUGCAUGAAGUCAAGUGCCACGAGUUCACCGCCACCUUCUUCCCACAGCCUACCUUCUGCUCUGUCUGCAAAGAAUUUGUCUGGGGGCUGAAUAAACAAGGCUACCAGUGCAGACAAUGCAAUGCUGCCAUUCACAAGAAGUGCAUUGACAAAGUGAUUGCAAAGUGCACAGGGUCAGCUGUCAACAGCAAGGAGACCAUGAUCCACAAGGAGCGGUUCAAGAUUGACAUGCCCCACAGGUUUAAAGUAUACAGCUACAAGAGUCCCACCUUCUGUGAACACUGUGGCACUCUGCUGUGGGGGCUGGCCAGACAAGGUCUUAAGUGUGAAGAAUGCUGCAUGAACAUUCACCACAAGUGCCAGAUGAAAGUGGCCAACCUGUGUGGGGUGAAUCAGAAGCUGAUGGCAGAGGCGCUGGCCAUGAUUGAGAGCACGCAACAGGCCCGGAGUUCCCGCAGCAACGAGAUCAUUGGACGGGAGGGGCCUGUUGGUGUUGAUCAGCCAGGAGUUAUCCGGGAGCCAUCUGGAUGCAUCCCACAACCCCUUGCCUCUACUGUGGACCACAAAGAACUCCAGAGUAUCUCUUGGGAUGCCCUCCAAGACAUGAAACAGCCCCAAGUGCAGAGCCAGCCAUCUCUGCAAGCUGUAUCCAGGAAGGGAUUUCACAAAUUUACCAUUGACAGCUUCAUCCUACACAAAAUGCUGGGGAAGGGCAGUUUCGGCAAGGUUUUUCUUGCAGAGUUGAAGUCAACCAAUCAGUUCUUUGCAGUGAAGGCUCUGAAGAAGGAUGUGGUUCUAAUGAAUGAUGAUGUGGAAUGUACCAUGGUGGAGAGGAGGGUUCUGUCCCUGGCUUGGGAGCACCCAUACCUCACACACCUGUACUGCACUUUCCAGACCAAGGAGAACCUUUUUUUUGUGAUGGAGUACUUGAAUGGGGGAGACCUUAUGUUUCAUAUACAGAGUUGUCACAAAUUCAGCCUCGCAAGAGCAACGUUCUAUGCUGCAGAAAUUGUUUGUGCCCUCCAAUUCCUCCACUUGAAAGGAAUCAUAUACAGGGACUUGAAGCUGGACAAUGUGCUGCUUGAUUCUGAUGGACACAUCAAGAUCGCUGACUUUGGGAUGUGCAAAGAAAACAUGCUGGGAGAUGCCAGAGCAUCCACAUUCUGUGGGACCCCAGACUACAUUGCACCUGAAAUUCUCUUGGGGCAGAAGUAUGGAUGUUCUGUGGACUGGUGGUCCUUUGGGGUUCUUCUCUACGAGAUGCUGAUUGGACAGUCUCCUUUCCAUGGCCAUGACGAGGAACAGCUGUUCCAAUCAAUUCGCACGGACAAUCCUUUCUACCCUCGAUGGCUCUCCAGAGAUGCCCAUGACAUCCUGGUGAAGCUCUUUGUGCGGGAACCUGAGCAGAGAUUAGGUGUGAAGGGGAACGUCCGACAGCACCGCUUCUUCAUGGCUGUUGACUGGACUGCUUUGGAGAACCGGCAGGUGCAGCCGCCCUUCAGACCCACCGUGAGAUCCCCAAGUGACUGUAGCAACUUUGACCGGGAAUUCAUCAACGAGAAACCCCGACUCUCAUGUGCCGACCGAGCACUGAUCAACAGUGUGGACCAGACAGUAUUUUGCAACUUCUCCUUUGUAAACCCGAGGAUGGACAGCACCAGGAGCUCAUGAUUAUUUCAGCCUCUUCACAGCUGAUACAUAAACAAUCAAUUAAUAGCCAAUGAUUGUAAUACAAGGCAUCCUUUGCUAACAGUCAGCAUUAUUAUUAAGAGAGUUUGGAACAUUGGCAACCAGGAUAAAACAUUGCCCUCACUCAUUAGGAUCGUCAAGAAUAAAAAAUAAAAUUAACUUGAUAAUAAAAAAGACAGUUGCUAUUAAAAUUAGCCAGUCUGAAUUCUUUCAGCAUCAUUACAGAAGCAGGCCAAAACCAAUAUUAUUUAAUUUUUAUUAAAAUCAUGUGGG